Effrenium voratum is the source of this 5724-nucleotide messenger RNA. Lineage: Eukaryota; Dinophyceae; Suessiales; Symbiodiniaceae. The record is from the annotation of a GenBank genome assembly.
AUGUCGAGUGCUCCUCCUUUGAAGCCCCGAAAAGAGAGCGAUUGCUGCGCCAUCCGCGCGUUCUACAGUGGUAGCGGAGCCCCGGCGACGGCUGGGGUGACGCGAGUGGUCUUCUACCUCAAGAGGGGGACGCCCCGUGGCGAGGUGGACGAGCUGGAGGAGAAGGAGUGGCUUCAUCUUGCAGAGGACCUCAUCAGCUACGGCAGCCCGGAGAAGUACCUUUACAAAGGGAGUGGACCUUGCGGUCCUAGCAUGGAGACAGGGGCACGGCUGACAGGCUUUCCCUGGAGAGGCCAAGGCGGUGGAGGCAAUGCGGCUGGCAUGACAGCCGGUGGUGGCGAUGACGAGGACCCGGAUGACGAGUACGAGCCGGUGGACGUGGAGUUGCCAGCAGCAGGCAUGGGAGCUGGAACCGUUGCCCCGCGACCAAGGUCACGGCCGACUACCCCAACAGCUAGCGAAAGCCGGAAGUUCUUCGACUACAAGAUGGACCCAGCACCGAGCUGGGGAGGCGACCAGCCUGAGAAGAAUUGGAAAGAGUACCACAGGAAUUUGCAGCUGUGGUUGAUCGAAGCGGAGUCCAGACUUCCGCCGACCCUCAUCGGCAAGAGGAUCAUAGAUGGCAUCCCGCUGGGCAGCAAGCUGAGUGCUCUGGUGGCUCAUCUAUCAGUGGAUGAGAUCUGCGCGGCUGAGGGCUACAAGGCCAUCGUGCGGAUCAUUGAGGAGGCCCACGAGUAUCUCAGGGACCAGCGGCUGGAACAGUCCUUCGAUGAGGCGAUCUUUCGUGGUAAGCGUGAUCGAGGACAGAGUAUCACGAACUUUUUCUCCAGCAAGAAGGCAGCGUUUGCCGAGCUCCGGAAGCAGGGACUGGACCUCCUGGAGAAGAAGGCCGGAAGGCACCUCCUCGGACACCUCAUCUUGCGCCAAGGCAACUUCAGCACUGACCAGAAGCAGCGCUUGAAAGUGGUAACGGAUGGAAGUAUCGACUACCAGGAAAUCGAGAAGGCCAUCCAGAAGAUAUUUGGCGAUAAACUGGAUGAAGUGGGCUAUCAUGAUCAAGCACAAGGUUCUGGAGGUGGAGGACGUUGGAGACGGUCAUUCUGGGAGUCUGGCCCUGGUGAUGGCGAUUACGAGGCGGAGUACCCUGACGAGAGCUAUGAGGGUGGUUACUACCCCGAGGGCACCUACUACAGCGAGGAGAUUGAGUACGAGGAUUACCUCUUUGAGGAUCUGCUGGACUUUGGCGACCUUUCAGAUGAACCCCAUAUGAUCUUCAUGGGAGAGGUUCCUACGGUCAUGGACGAGGACGAAGCCUUGGAGAUCGUGAGUAACUACUUGGAGAAAACGCUCUAUGAGGUGAGAGACCGCAUGAAAGGCAAGGGACACGGCAAGAAGGGCAAAGGAAAGGGCAAGUUUGGAGCUCGCAAUCACACCGUUGGGACGAGCCCGCAGUUUGGAGGUGGUCGUGGUGGCUACCUUGAACACAGGAAGAUGCUCCAGAUGACCCGCAAUGCCCGAGGCUUUGAGCGACCCUGGCAGCAGAAGGGAGGCAAGAAAGGAAGCAGCCGUGCAAGCCUGAGUGAGAUCAAGAGCAAGACCCCAUCUUCACCCACCAGGAAUUUCAUGCCGACGGCCAAAUCCGUGCGCUGCGGCCGGCGGCGGCGCUUGUUGCUGCGAGUUUGCUACUAUGCUUCCCUGCAGGCGUGGCAAGGCCUGCUGGAGGUGAGCCGUGGCUUUGCAGCUGCAGCAGGAGGAGCAGAAGAUUAUCUCACAAGCUACAGCCCAAAGUUCGAGCACGUUGACCAUCAAGAAGCCAAAGGACGAGGGCGAGAGAAUGCGACCGCUGGCGGAGAUCAUGGGUCAUGGGAAGUAUACCUGGUGCCGAAGCUGGAGGACAGCGCGAACUGCAUCCACGAGAAGCGGCAGCAUGGGGCGAACAAGUACUGGAGUUUCCAGAAGGGCCUCAAGUGCAAGCAAGAGCAGAGGAUGCCGCUAGUAGUGGUGAGUCAGCUGACCCAGUGGAACGACAUCAAGGUGUACCUCAAGCCCGACUAUCAGCUCGGACCGGCGGACGCCAAGAAGAAGGCUUCGGCCAAGACGGCGGUGAAGUCAGCAGCAAGAGCCCCGGUGGUCUCAUCGGCACCUACACAGCAGGUCAAGGUAGAGAAUGUGGGGGACAGCGACGACAGCGACAGACCUACGCUGUACCUGAACAUCCACAAACCGACGAGCUACUUCAUCUGGAAGUGCACCGAGCGGAAGUGCCAGCUGUUCUGGAGUGCAAUCCUGGACGAGCUGAAGACAGCGCAGGGAGUGGUACUAUGCCCGCAGUGCCAGAAGUCGGACAUGCUUCUGCACAGACCGGACGGGAACGAGGACGAGGUCUACGAGUGCACCGACCUGGGUUGCAUGUGCGCUUUUCCAGCGAGCGACAAGAGAUCGAUCCGGAAGCAUGUGGGCAGCUACGAUGUGAACAAGCUCAUUUUGACCCGGUGCGGGGAAGGUGACUACUGGAACCUGGUGGAUGUGGCCAGGAGCGCGGCGGACAACUAUGACUUGAACAAGUCCAUGGAGUACUUGGUCCUCUACGAGUUCGACCAGGAGUUCAUCGAUUACAUGAACGAUGAGGACACCGAGAAAGGCUUCACAAGCAUGCCGCGGAAUGUCAGGUUGGAAUUGCAGACUGCUGUGAACGAGUUGAUCGGCGACCAGGUGGACGACUGGACGCUGUGGGAAGAAGAACAACUGGAUGAUGUGGCCGAGAUCUACGGUGGCCUUAAAAUUCAGAACAACAAGUUCGACCUGAACGGGACGGACGCGAUUGUCGAGAUCUAUAGUGGACCACGAGUGGUGGCGGAAGCGGCAGCCAGAGGAUUGCAAGCAAGUCUCUCAGUGGACCUCAAAACGAACUACGACCUCACCGAUGAGAGCACGAAGGAGAGAGUGAAGAAAGAGCUUCGCCGAAGGCGACCCAAGCUACUGGUGACGAGCCCACCGUGCACCAAGUUCUCUCCACUGCAAAACCUACGACAACAUCCUGAGAGACUGCAAGAGGAGCUUCUGGAGGCAAUCGCCCAUGUGGAUCUCAGCAUGGAACUACAGCUGGAUCAGCUAGACCGAGGUGAUCACGGUCUUCAUGAACACCCAGACACGGCGACCUCAUGGACUUUGCCAAGUGUGGAGAAGUUCAUCGCGCAGGAUAAUGUCAAGCUGGUGAAGAACUCUCUUUGCCGGUUUGGGCUGCAAGUUGGAUCUCAAGGUGCCACGCGCUGGACCGAGACAGAGGACCUGGAGGUGGACAUGGGCGCUGCGAAGUACAAGUACCUCGUGGUGAUGUACUCGUACCCGAUCAUGCAGGAGAGCUACAUGGAAGCAUCUGCCAGAGGGAUCACCAAUGCAGAGAAGGCGGCGGUGAUGAGGAGAGGAGACCUCUUCAAGCAGGUGUACUACAAGACGAGACUGACCAACGAUCACGGGGAGUUUGAGCAGACGCAGAGCAUGGAUCAGUCCUGGAAGAAAGCAGAGGAGAUUAGAGCUGCAGCCCGGAAAGCCUUGGUGGACCUCGACAGCCAUGCCAAGGUCGGACCAUGUUUCGUGGUGCUGCAAAAGGGUGACACCGUGUGGAUCACCAAGAGGGGAGAACUAUGGAAGUGCAACAAGGCGCAGGUGUUUCCCAUGGGCAACCUCGAGAAGCAAGGCCUGGAAGUCAUUCCACUUGAUGUACUUCGGGCCAAGGAGAAGCUGAACUACCAACGCCUGGGUUGCAUCGAUGUGACUCGAGAAGGACUACCUGCCGAAGAAGCAGAAGGAGAACCUGGUGAAGAAGGACCUGGUGUGGAACCACAGGUGCCGGAUGAACAGAUUGAGAACACCCAAUCCUUCGACACCCGCACCACGGACGCCAACACCGGCACCUUCCACACCGGUACCUGCCAAUGCUGCGCCUUCAACUGGUUCCGGACCUCCAAUUCACAUGGACCGCUGUGGGAGGAUGUGGUGAGACGAGUCACUCGGGACAUCAUCAACGAGAGAGUGGUAGCAGAUGAGACGAUCGAUGCCGGCCAGACUGCGAAGAGCCUGUAUCGAAUGCAGAGCGGCAAAGACAAGCCGAGCAAGAUGGAUGAGGAGGAUGCGAGGCUGGUAGAGACAGGCAUGAAGAGAAGCCUGGAGGAGAACCAGCAAGCAAGUAGAACUACGACCAGAACGAAGAUCUUUGUUGUUUGGCGAGCAGAUGACCAGACGGCGUGGGGAAACAAGUCCAACUUCCCCAUCGUUGCGAAUGAGAGAGACCUGCUGACCUUCCACAAGGCGAGGACCUCGGACACCCUCUACAACGAGAGAGACAUCCACAAACACUUGGCCUAUCUCACCAAGCAGAGUGGGAAGGAGCUGGACUAUAAGCGGCUGACCGACAAGGAGAAGAUCCGCUUCGAUGAUGAGAAAGAGUUGGACAAGAUCCGAAGGGAUUUUCCCAGCCGGAUCAUGCCAUCCCGAUUCCUGCUGACCAAGAAAGCGGGAGAAGUCGGAGAAGAUUGGAAAGCAAAGGCGAGAUGGAUUCUACUUGGGCACCGAGAUCCUGACGCGGCCCAACUGGAACGUUAUGCACCAACCCCAUCAUCGACCACGGUGAUGUUGUGCCUUCAGACCAGCGCUAGCUGCAAGUACAAGCUCUACAUCAUGGACGUGUCCUCGGCAUUUGGACAGUCAGACCCGCAGGUUAUCACCGCGGUCUAUGGGCUUGUGAAUGCACCGGCGGUGUGGCGGAAGACAGUCAGUCAGUCUGAAGACUUUGAGAUAAGAGUGAGCAUGAAGCGCUACAUCCAGGAGAAGCUCAAGCCGGUGGAGUUGGAAAAGAACCGCAUCAAGGAGAAGGACAGUUUGCUGAGUGAGAAAGAGAUUCGCUGGCUACGUGGAGUUGGCGGAGCUCUUCUAUGGGUUGGCAAGGAGGGCAGGCCAGACAUCGCAGGGGCAUGCGCCAUGGCGAUGAGCUGGAGCCCACCCGGGCCAACGGUGGAGCGCAUCCUGCUGGCCAACAAGACGGUGAAGGAGAUCAAGGCCACAGCGGAGGUGGAACUUCGGAUCCUUCCUCUGGAUCCUCAUGAAGCAAUUUGGAUGAGUGUGGCGGACGCUUCGAUGGCCAAUGUGGAGAACAAGUCGCAGGGUGGCUUCGUACUGGCACUGGCACACAGGGACAUCAAGACGGGCAAGGCAGCGGCUUUCAGCAUCAAUUCCUGGCGGAGUGACCGCCUGAAGAGGGUGGUCAAGGCGACACUUGGAAGUGAGGCCUUGGCUAUGGAUGACGCUCUGGCGGAGCUGGAGUGGAUUCGGGCACUUUGGUGCGAGAUCCUGGACCCGGCCAGUUGCAUCUUGGACGGCACGAGGUUCGGGGACAAUGAGUCGGUGCUUGCGGUCAGGCAGACGGACAACUCUGAGAGCAUUCAUGUGACAGAUGCCAAGGCGCUGUUUGAUUUGCUAGAGCGUAGGAGUGGCAACGCUGGGCACUGCCGGCGGGCCCAGAUUGAUGUGAGUGUCAUUUGCAUCAGCGCACGGACACUCAGAGUGACAACACACUGGGUUCCGGGCGAGCACAUGAUCGCUGACCCGCUCACGAAGCGAUGUGGGAACAGCCAGCUGAUGCGGCGAAUUUUGCGUUUGGCGCAAUACGCGCUAAGCCAGUCAGGCUUCCAUGAGUUGCAGGACAAGGAGCCCCCCCGAAGGAUGUGA